AUGCGAUCAUUGCAUGAUCAAGAGUUUGCAGAAUUUCUUAUGCGCAUUGGUGAUGGUGUUGAACCUACCAAACCAGAUGACAUGGUGAGGUUACCUUUACAUAUUGCAAUCCCAUGGGAAGGUGAACAUUCCAUACAAGUACUUAUCCAACAUAUUUUUCCUAAUUUAGAAUUCCAUGGUUGGGAUGCUCCAUAUAUGGUACAAAGAGCUAUUUUGACACCAACAAAUGAUGAUGUCCAGAAAUUGAAUGAUAUGAUUAUCGAUCAGUUUCCAGGAGAAGAACAUGAUUUGUUAUUGUUUGACGAGGUUGAAGGAGAUAAUCAUAAUUUAUACCAGCAAGAAUUCUUAAACUCAAUUGCACAAGGUAGUUUGCCACCACAUAUUCUAAAGAUAAAAAAGGGGAAUAUGUUAGAUGUGGAAAUCUUGACAGGAAGCAACGCAGGAAAAUGUGCUUUUUUGCCUAGAAUUAAAAUAAAAACAACUGCAAGUGAUGGACUGCCUUUUGUCCUUAGUAGAAAGCAGUUUCCUGUGCGACUAAGUUUUGCAAUUACAAUAAAUAAAUCACAAGGACAAAUCAUUCCAAAUGUUGAAAUAUAUCUUCCACGACAUGUUUUUAGUCAUGGACAGUUAUAUGUGGCUUUAUCCAGGGGUGUUUCAUAUACUACAACAAGAGUUUUAACCAGGGAAGGAAAAUUGAAAGGAGAAGAUGGUGAAAGCACAAAAAAUGUAGUCUACAAACAAAUUCUUUUAUCGCACCCGCAGUUUUUUAAAUCUCAAGAGCGCAUUGAUAAAGGGAUGUAUGAAGAAUUGAUUCGAAUCUUUAUAAGUUGCAGGAAAAAAGAAAAUACUUCGAAUAGAGAUUUCAUGUUCGACAUUCCUCUUAAAGAACAUCAUUGA
Molecule: messenger RNA, 897 nt
Organism: Lathyrus oleraceus (garden pea)
Lineage: Eukaryota; Viridiplantae; Streptophyta; Magnoliopsida; Fabales; Fabaceae
Exons: 4
Coding region: 1-897 (298 amino acids)
Source: RefSeq, a predicted model, not a curated record